Paramecium tetraurelia is the source of this 387-nucleotide messenger RNA. RefSeq lists its product as uncharacterized. The record is from RefSeq and is a predicted model, not a curated record. The transcript is spliced from 3 exons. NCBI's taxonomy places the organism in Eukaryota, Ciliophora, Oligohymenophorea, Peniculida, Parameciidae.
AUGACAGCCAAAGAUGUGAUUAUGAAAUUGAAUAAAGAUGCUGAGUACAAUGCACUCACUGCUGAAUUUUAAGGAAAUGACACUAAAUUUGUAGGAGAAUAUGAAAAUGUUAGGAUUCCAUCUGAAAAAAAGGAAUCUAUUAAGGAUGCAUUUAGAAAGGCAUCCAAAGCAUGUUAGCCUACAUUAAAAAAUCUCUCAUUGAGAUAGAAUUGGUUAGAUCUAUAGGAUAGAAUAUAUAAUAGAGCAUAAUACUACACAACUGAUGCAAAUUCUUGUAUUAGUGAUGCAAGAAAUGUUGCUGAGGUUAAUGUUUGUUGCGAUCAUUACAUCCAAAGACUAAACAAUGACUUUUACAACGAUGUCUUACAAAUAUUAAAGGAUUAUUGA